Molecule: messenger RNA, 4389 nt
Organism: Aspergillus ruber CBS 135680
Lineage: Eukaryota; Fungi; Ascomycota; Eurotiomycetes; Eurotiales; Aspergillaceae
Product: putative DEAD/DEAH box DNA helicase (Mer3)
Exons: 11
Coding region: 1-4389 (1462 amino acids)
Molecular function (GO): ATP binding; nucleic acid binding
Source: RefSeq, a predicted model, not a curated record
AUGAAACGAGAACCCUUCAAACCACCCUAUCGAUGGCGGAACGGUGACGAGUCCUCCAGUAAUCCCAAUAGACAAAGUGGCGUCAUCGAUCGGAGACUCAUUGAGGGAGCUCAAGUAUCCUCGCCCUUCUUUGAUCAGUUUCAGAUGAAUGGCGAUGAUGAUGAUGAUGAUGAUGAUGAUGAUGAUAGGCACCGCCGUCAAGGGUUGGGGUCUGGGUCAUUGGAAUUGGAGACGUAUACUGGUAUUGAAGGUGGCGAGGGAGAGAAAUAUGGGAAGGAAGAUGCAGAUGUGCAGUUGGAUGCGUUUGACCUGCAUUUACUUGCUCAGACAGAUCGAGUGAUGCAUAAUGGACGAGACAACAUGCGUGACAAUAAAAAUCCAGAGCAGGUUUCGAGGUUCUUUUCUGGGCCGGACUCUCAUAUCACUUCCCAUCGAGCGAUGGCGUCAAGUUCGUCGGAAGUGGAUGUCAGUUCAAGUCCGUUGGCGAGGUUUCAGCACGGGAGAAGAGAGAAAAAUACGACAGCGGCCCCUGGAACUGAGUUGUCUUCACAGACGGAAAAGUCGCCAUCGUCUCAUUUGGAUGUUGGAGGAAUAGCGGCAAUGGUUGGUCAGAGCCAAUCUCUACAACUGACAACUGCGUCGAUGACACCGUUCCAUAAUAUACCCAUGUCUAUUCGAGGUAUAAUUCUGAUCUCGGUGCACGAGCUUCCGGAUAGCUAUCGGUCGGUGUUCUCUUUCCCGGUGUUCAACGCUAUUCAAUCAAAAUGCUUUCGGGCUAUUUACCAUCAGAACGAUAACGUUGUGCUUGCUUCGCCUACAGGGAGCGGUAAAACUGUUAUCAUGGAGCUGGCUAUUUGUCGCUUGCUUAGUACUUUGAAAGACGAGCGGUUCAAGGUUGUCUACCAAGCUCCGACAAAGUCGCUAUGCUCUGAGAGGUUUCGUGAUUGGAGCAAGAAGUUCAUGACCUUAGGGCUUCAAUGUGCAGAAUUAACUGGUGAUACGGACCAGUCACAACUCAGAAGAAUACAGAGCGCCCAAAUCAUCAUCACAACCCCGGAAAGAUGGGACAGCAUGACCCGCAAAUGGAAAGACCACGCGCGUCUGAUGCAGUUCGUGAAGCUAUUCCUCGUCGACGAGGCUCACAUCCUCAAGGAGACCCGUGGCGCCAUCCUGGAAGCUGUCGUAUCUCGUAUGAAAUCGAUAAGGUCGAGUGUCCGCUUCAUUGCCUUAAGUGCUACCGUGCCGAACUCUGAGGAUAUUGCAACUUGGCUGGGGAAAGACGCGACAAAUCAGCAUAUGCCGGCACAUAGGGAGCACUUCGGGGAAGAAUUUCGACCAGUCAAGCUUCAGAAGUUUGUUUAUGGAUACCAGUCUAACGGGAAUGACUUUGCUUUUGAUAAGGCGUGCAACGGGAAGCUUCUGGGUGUCAUCGGUACACAUUCUUAUCGAAAGCCGAUUAUGAUCUUCUGUUGUACCAGGAACUCUUCUGUUGCUACGGCGAAAGAGCUCGCUCGACUCUGGUCUAUGACCAACCCUCCGGCUAGGCUGUGGAAAGGACCGAGUAAGCGGCUUGAAGUGCAUAAUAUGGAUUUGAAGACCACUAUAGCCGCAGGUGUUGCAUUUCACCAUGCCGGCCUUGAUUCUGCAGACCGCCACACAGUCGAAAAUGGUUAUCUACAAGGGGAUAUCAAUAUCAUAUGUUGUACUUCGACUCUUGCCGUGGGCAUCAACCUGCCAUGUCAUCUAGUCAUAAUCAAAAACACCGUCGGAUGGCAAGACGGCGGCUGCAAGGAAUAUUCCGAUCUAGAGAUGAUGCAAAUGUUAGGCCGCGCAGGCCGUCCCCAAUUCGACAGCAGCGCGGUGGCAGUGAUCCUAACACGGAAAGAACGAGUGGAUCACUACGAAAAGCUCGUAUCCGGAUCCGAGAGUCUGGAAAGCUGUCUACAUCUAAACCUCAUCGACCACCUGAAUGCCGAGAUCGGACUUGGUACGGUGACGGAUAUGGAGUCUGCCGUUCGAUGGCUUGCUGGGACAUUUUUGUUUGUGAGACUCAGGCGGAAUCCAACACACUAUAAGCUGAAAGAGGGUGCUAUUCGAGAUGAUGAAGACAAAAUGCUUCGACAGAUCUGUGAAAAGGAUAUCAAGAUGCUUCAGGAAUGCGGGUUGGUUUCGACGGAGAAGCUUAGAUCUACGCAAUUUGGCGAUGCCAUGGCUCGAUAUUACGUGCGGUUUGAGACUAUGAAGAAUCUCCUUUCGUUAAAGCCAAAGGCCACAAUAUUGCAAAUCCUCUCCAAAAUCGCCGAAGCAGAAGAGUUUCGUGACCUCCGUCUCAAAUCAGGCGAGAAAUCAGUAUACAAAGAAAUUAAUCGAGCCAAUGGCAUCCGCUUCCCGGUCAAAGUCGACAUCGCCCUUCCCGCUCAUAAGACCUCGCUACUCAUCCAAUCUGAGUUAGGUGGUGUGGAUUUCCCAGAUGGCGACCAAUUCCAAAAGCACAAGUUCCCAUUCCAGCAGGAUAAGAACUUUGUCUUCACGCAUGUCAACCGGUUAAUUCGCUGCUUGAUCGAUUGCCAGAUCUCCCUCGAGGAUUCCGUUGCUGUUCGGAACGCACUGGAGCUCGCCAGGGGCCUGGGUGCUAAGGUCUGGGAUAAUUCGCCAUGGCAAAUGAAGCAACUCGACCAGAUUGGAACCGUUGCUGUAAGGAAGUUUGCAGCGGCUGGAAUUACCAGUAUCGAAGCUCUGGAGUUUACCGAAGCGUACCAGAUUGAUAUGGCUCUGAGUAGAAACCCGCCCUUUGGGUUGAAGCUUUUGGCUAGGGUUGCGGAGUUUCCGAAGUUGCGGGUUUCUGUGAAGAUGAUGGGGAAGGAUCGCAAACCUAUGAGUUCUGUCAAAAUUCGCUUCAAGGCAGAAGUGGCUUUCAUAAAUGAGAAAUUACCGACUUCCUUUCAGAGACGUACUGUCUAUGUUUGUUUUUUGGCCGAGACUUCGGAUGGUCGUAUGAUUGACUUUCGCCGCUUGAACGCGAGUAAGCUUCAAAAUCAUCAUGAGAUACUGUUGAGUGCGGAUUUGCAAAGCGGAGAGCAGUACAUCGUGUGCUAUGCGAUGUGUGAUGAUAUUGCUGGAACGAUGCGGUCUGCGGAGCUGAAGCCUGAUCUUCCGGCGUCCUUGUUUCUAGCGCGACCUGAAGAAAAGAAGACACAGGGCGCUUUGGAGGAUGAACCAAGGAUGGAUGCCUCUGAACUACCCCGUAGCGAAGGGGCUUCCAACCAACCAACUGAAAUUGAUGACCUCUUGGAUGGAAUGAACGUGAAGGAAAUCCUAAAAGCAGACCAGGGUAUUGAGGUAGAGGAGAUCGACUGGCCCACUGUAAUCGCAGAAAUAUCACCUCAGAAUAAGCCGCGUGGUAAGGCCAAUAAGCCUGAGAAAACAAAGGAUCAAGCCCCAGAAGUUGUCGGAGAAGAACCAGUUCGUCUCGAGAAUGGUAAAUGGGCAUGUAACCACAAGUGCAAGGAUAAGAAAAUGUGCAAACACCUCUGCUGCCGAGAUGGACUGGACAAGCCCCCCAAAGCUGGCAAGAAGCAGAAUGCAGCCGCGAGCCAGAAGAAAGACGAGUUCAACCAGUUGAAAUUGUCAGCUAGUAUCGCCAAAAAGAGCGCACCUGCUACAAUCAGCACUAAGGUAUCCGGCCGAGAGAACAAAGGGGAUAAGACUGAUAUAAAGAGCACGCAAGUGUCAUUGAGGAAGUCGGCACUGGAGUCGAAGCUCAUGGAAGUCGAAUCACCAAACCCUAUCAUUGUAUCUUCGGGUGUAAAGAGGACGCAGUCGAGCGAUUAUGGGGAUGAAGAUUUCGACGAUCUACCUUCUCCAUCAGCACUGUUGAAUGGGGAUGUUAGCAUCGAAACGGAUGAUGAGAAUAAGGAAGAGAAGAAAGCUCGACAAGACGAGGAGAUUGACAAGAACGUUUUUGACUGGGAUGAUUGGAUUGAGAUCGACGAACCUGUUGAACCUUUCACUCCGAAGCAGAACGGGACGAGUGCGCUUCAACAAAUUGACCUGACGGUACAAUCUCCCAGCACACUUGCAUCGACUGGGGAGGAAAUGGUCCCAGACAGUCGAGCCAUGUACUCGUUUCAGGAUGUCGAAUAUUGCCAGCCAUCAAAGCGGACCGUGCCGUUUGUGGAUGAAAAUAGACAUCCCCUCAAAAGAACGAAGACGAAGAUACAACGCGAAUCAUCCCCUUUAUCUCAUGAACAAGGAGGGACAAUCCUGGUUGAGCGGCACGGGGAGAAUUCCGGUUCCGGCAUCAACAAACCGUUUAGUCCACCAAAAGACUGGGAAGACAUCGACCCGUUGUUGCUGGAUGAGUUUAAAGAUAUUGUCAAUUUCUUCUGA